This is a messenger RNA of Cucurbita pepo subsp. pepo (vegetable marrow), 1564 nucleotides long. Its product is annotated as RING/U-box superfamily protein. Lineage: Eukaryota; Viridiplantae; Streptophyta; Magnoliopsida; Cucurbitales; Cucurbitaceae. Gene Ontology annotation, molecular function: ubiquitin-protein transferase activity. The record is from RefSeq and is a predicted model, not a curated record.
UUCUAUUUUUCUCCUUUUUCGUAUGAAUAGUUCAAGGGCAUCCCGAUGAUCGCCCCAAAUUUUUAUUGUUCUGUAUUGGGAUUCUCCGUUUUUUUCAUGAUUUGUGCGUAUUCAUGGUCCGAUCGUCUAUUUUUUGAGUUUUUUCUUGUGGGAUUGUCGUGUAAUUUCAAUAGUUUUUGAUGAUCAUGAUCAGCUUGGUAUGCUAUUGAUGUUGUCAAGGUAUCUUGUUUCCUCCUCAUCAAAGGAAAGAAUAUGUGUUUUCAGAGGUCACCCAGAAAAAAGAUUUCAAUUUCGUUAGACGAGCGGGUGAAAAUCACAGUUUGAAAAUCCAGUUUAUUCAAAUUGAAGAGGGAGGGUACUAGUUCGUGGAGGAAAUAGUACUUCUGCGGGCUUAUGUACUCUCGUAUCCAUUUGCCAACAUAAUCAUUGGCCAAUAAUUUUGAACUUGAAUGCAAGUGAAUAGCUGAAUUGAUCUAUCUGUUGACUUGGGAAUCUGCUGGAUUAGAUAAUCGAGAAUUUUAAGAGAUUUGUAGGCGUUGGCACAAUGGGUGCUGUCUGCUGCUGUUUGAGCAUGGACGAUUUUGAAGACUAUGUCAAUCCUAAUAGUUCGGUAUAUAGGAAUUGCACCUGUCUUAGUUGCUUCAUUCAGAAUUUCUUAAACGCCUACACAUUGAUUUUUCGAAGAGGAGAAGUGCAUCCUGUCUCUUCAUCAAUUCAAGGGGCGACAUCCAUGAGUUCUGCAUCAUCGACAGAUAACUCUUUAUCUGAAAUAUACCGCUCACCUCCAAGGCCAUUGCCAUAUGAUGCUGACCCCAGAUACAUCCGCUUGCAGCGGGAUGGAUUGAUUUCUAGACGCGAGAAGGGCUCAAGCCAUUUACAUGAGGAGUCAGAACCUCUAAGAGGUGAAGUAGAUACAGAUUCAGAUUCUUUGGGCUCGGCAGGCAAAUGGAAUGGAUCUGCUUGUCUUGACGAAUCUAAAGAAAAUCUUGGCAAGUCAUCUCUAAAGAUCCCAUCAACUAAAUCUACCACUGGAGCAGGGUAUGCUUAUACAUCUUCGGAAGACGAGGAUGUCUGUCCAACAUGUCUUGAAGAAUAUACCUCAGAGAAUCCCAAGAUAGUGACAAAAUGCUGUCAUCACUUUCACCUUGGAUGUAUCUAUGAGUGGAUGGAGAGAAGUGAUAACUGCCCAGUUUGUGGCAAGGUAAUGGCAUUUGAUGAAACGACUUGAUUGUUCGUGUCGUGUCGUGGAUGAAGGCAGCAGCAGCAGCAGCACCUCGGGCAUAAUAACCAACAGGAAGAUGGUGAUUUGUGAAUAUUGCAGGAUAAUAUUUUUCAACCAUAGUAAAUAUUAUGAAUGAAAGUCUAACCAAGGUUGGAUCCAUCUGUUUCCUCUCUCUCUCUCUCUCUCUCUCUCUCUCUCUCUCUUGUUCUUCAUUUUUCAAAGAGAUUCAAAGAUUAUUUCUAAGUUAUACAGUGUUGUUGAAACCGAUGUUUCACCAAAAUAUAUGAUGUUAUAGGGGGAAGAAAAACAGGUGUUGUGAAUGACUGAGAAAUCUUUCCAUCC